GCACAAGAACAAGAGAGUCUGGAACAGAGGGAAACACUGGGCGAGCAGCAGCUUUAUAUACCGGCGCUAAAUUUAGGGUCGAGUGGGACGCUACGUCCAUCCUGAACGUGUUUCCUCCGCCUCGACAAUUGGUCCAGCCUUUUUCCUGCAAUAUUUAUAAAGUAGGAACUCCUACCAAUCAAACUUGCCUAUAAAUUUGAAACGUUACUUCGAAAGAGAACUUUCAGCCUUACAACUUAAGAGUCUCUGUGGAGGAGUGAGGUGGACCGAGCGCACACAUGUAAAUAUUUACAGACACAGAGAACGUUUAUCGUACUUAAAGCAAAGUGUGGACAUGGCCUUAAGCGAGACCAUUCUACCCUCAAUUUCGACAUUUACAUUUGCGAGUCAAAAGGAGAAAUUUUGGGAAAAUAGGUGGAAAAGCAGCACGGACAAACUCGCGCACUCCGGCUAUUCCAUGGCAGGCGCAGCGCAGAACACGGAGGGCUGUUUGCGCAGGAAAGACGACGAGGACCUCAGCAAGUACCUGGAUCUGGAGUUCAUUCUCGCCAACACCAGCGGCUCAGAGUGCGUCUCAGCGCUAGGGUCUGGUGGAGAGUGCAGUGUGGCUUCGGCAGAUCUGUAUCAGUCCGGGAGCAGCCCCCUCGCUUACACCGUGCCUGAGCAGGGCAGCCCCCCUCCGCCAUACGGCAGCAGUCUGAUGGCGGAUCUGCUGGCGUCGGAGGUGGACAGCGGCGGGUACUGCGUGUCCAGUGGCAGGUUACUCUUGGGCCCCGCCCCUCUCCACAGACAGGGCUUUGUGGACAGUGUCAAAGUGGAGCGGUCAGUGGACGGGUACGCGCCUGUUUUGAGCGGCUCCAAAAUCAAGCAGGAAGGCAGCGUGUCAUGCAUGAUGUCGUUUGAGCCCAGGCUGGCCACCCCCCCGCAGGCUGGGGGCAGUAUCACGCCCCCCCUCACCCCGGAGGAUGUGGGGAGCCCGGAGUGCCCAGGGCAGAUGCUCGGCUCCCUGGCGUUCGCACACGCCUACCGCGCUCCCGCCGCGUUCCCCCCCCCACCGGCCCGUCCCCUGCUCUACCACAGCGCGCAGCAGCGGGGCGGGUACGGGGGCCGCCGGGGGGGCCUGCCCGUCCCGCAGCGAGCCGUGCUCACGCCCCCCUCCUCGCCCAUGGACCUGAUGGACUCCAAGCCCAAGAGGGGUCGGCGCUCCUGGCCACGGAAACGCACGGCGAGCCACACCUGCACCUUCCCCGGCUGCGCAAAAACCUACACCAAGAGCUCACACCUGAAGGCACAUCACCGCACACACACAGGUGAGAAGCCUUACCACUGCAGCUGGGAGGGAUGCGGCUGGAAGUUCGCCCGCUCCGACGAGCUGACGCGCCACUUCCGCAAGCACACGGGCCACAGGCCCUUCCAGUGCCACCUGUGUGAGCGUGCCUUCUCCCGCUCCGACCACCUGGCCCUGCACAUGAAGCGCCACAUGUGAAGAGCUGUGUGUGUGUGUGUGUGAGUGUGUGUGAGAGUGUGUGUGUGUGUGUGCGUGUGUGUGUGUGCGUGCGUGUGUGUGAGAGAGCGCAUGUGCGUGUGUGUGAGUGUGAGAGUGUGUGUGUGUGAGUGUGAGAGUAUGUGUGUGUGUGAGAGAGCGCAUGUGCGUGUGUGUGUGAGUGUGAGAGUGUGUGUGUGUGUGUGUGUGUGAGAGAGUGCAUGUGUGUGUGUGUGUGUGUGUGUGUGAGAGAGUGUGAGUGCGCAUGUGUGUGUGUGUGUGUGCGCGUGCGUGCACUAAGACUAUUCAGGAGCAAGCAAAUCUGUGGAAGAUGUGGGAAUGUCAAGUUUUAUAUAAAUCAAAGAAUACACGCUUUGAAUAUACAAAUUUACACACAUAUACAAAUGAAUAUUUUUAAAAUAAUGUAGCUGGUACUACUUUGGUAUAGACAAAGAUGCUUUGUAAAACUUUUUUUAGAAGCAUUAGAUGAUGUUUGCUUUGGGGCAAACAUGCCAACCUGUUAGGCAGGUCCCUGAAGCAGUGCUGCCGUGCGUGGAACAGGAACACUGCACUGCUGAACUCAUUUCAGCACCACGGUCCUUAACGCUGUUUCAACAUGUUCCCUAACCUGCUGUUUCUCCACAGUGCCUAACCCCUUUUUCACCACGGUGCCUAACCCUCUGUUUCACCACUCAGACUGUGCAAAUGCAGUGUGUCAGAGACCAGAAAUAGACAAGUUCACAUUUCGUGAGUAAACUCGAGGAUACAAUGUUUUGUUUUAAAACUGCCCUUCAGCCAGACAGGUGAGCCUUGCAUGUUGACUGUGUGCUCUGGGUUGAAUUUUGAAGUCAGGUUUUUUUUUUUUCAAAAAAUUGAAAAGUUUUGUUUCUGUUCUAACGUAUUGUGUCUGAAAGGUGCAAUAACAUGAGUCUGUCCCAGCCCAGAGUCAGUGUGAGGCUAGAUGACUUCCAGAUUAAAGCAAGAUUUGUAUUCUGAAUGAAAUGUAUAUAGAAUGUGUAUAUACGCUGUACAAUGUAAAAAUUGUAUUUAUUGUAAAUAUUAAACUAAUCUGGUGGAUUUUUA
This is a messenger RNA of Anguilla rostrata (American eel), 2566 nucleotides long. RefSeq names its product Krueppel-like factor 2. The transcript is spliced from 3 exons. The coding region runs from base 335 to 1486 and encodes 383 amino acids. NCBI's taxonomy places the organism in Eukaryota, Metazoa, Chordata, Actinopteri, Anguilliformes, Anguillidae. The record is from RefSeq and is a predicted model, not a curated record. Gene Ontology annotation, molecular function: RNA polymerase II cis-regulatory region sequence-specific DNA binding; DNA-binding transcription factor activity, RNA polymerase II-specific. Gene Ontology annotation, biological process: regulation of transcription by RNA polymerase II.